AGGGGGAGGAGGCAGGAGGCAGGUGCCUGUCCAUAAAACAGCUCUGAAAGCCUGCCUGGGUUAGUGGCGUCAAAAUGCACAGCUCCGUGUACCUUGUGGCUCUGGUGGUCCUGGGGGUGGCCGUAUGUGCAGCGCAGCCCCGAGGCCGGAUUCUGGGUGGCCAGGAGGCCGAAGCCCAUGCCCGGCCCUACAUGGCAUCGGUGCAAGUGAAUGGCACACACGUGUGUGGGGGCACCCUGGUGGAUGAGCAGUGGGUGCUGAGUGCGGCCCACUGCAUGGAUGGAGUGACCAUAGAUGACAUUGUGCAGGUGCUCCUGGGCGCCCACUCUCUGUCCAUCCCUGAGCCCUACAAGCAGCUGUACGAUGUACAAAGCGUAGUUCCUCAUCCGGGCAGCAGGCCUGACAGCCUAGAGGACGACCUCCUUCUCCUUAAGCUGUCCCAGAAUGUCUCCUUGGGUCCCCACGUGAGACCUCUGCCCUUGCAAAGCGAGGACCGAGAAGUGAUACCCGGUACGCUCUGCGACGUGGCUGGUUGGGGUGUGGUCACCCAUGCGGGACGCAGGCCUGAUGUCCUGCAGCACCUGACAAUGUCAAUCAUGGACCGGAACACCUGCAAUCUGCGCACGCACCAUGACGGGGCAGUCACCAAGAACAUGAUGUGUGCAGAGAGCAACCGCAGGGACACUUGCAGGGGUGACUCCGGCAGCCCUCUAGUGUGCAGGGACGUGGUCGAAGGUGUGGUUACCUGGGGCUCUCGAGUCUGUGGCAACCGCAGAAAGCCAGGUGUCUUUAUCCGCGUGGCAACCUACAUGACAUGGAUCGAGAACAUCUUGAAGGGUAAUGUGACGGCCUGAGGGGACACCGGAGACACGUGGCUCACAAUAAAUGCAAGCAUCUGAA
This is a messenger RNA of Grammomys surdaster, 900 nucleotides long. RefSeq names its product complement factor D (gene Cfd). The transcript has 5 exons. Lineage: Eukaryota; Metazoa; Chordata; Mammalia; Rodentia; Muridae. The record is from RefSeq and is a predicted model, not a curated record. Gene Ontology annotation, molecular function: serine-type endopeptidase activity. Bases 75 to 854 code for a protein of 259 amino acids. Gene Ontology annotation, biological process: proteolysis.